CUGAGACUGAGACUGAGACUGUGCUGUGCGCUGUGCUCUUAGAGUGAGUGCUAAGAGAGAGACCAAUUUUUUAUUUUCCCUUAAGAGAGAGACCAAUUUUUUAUUUUCCUUUAUUUCAUUAGUAUUAUUAUUUUAUUUACUUAUUUUUCUUUGGGGAACACUCAAAAGAGUGAAUAUACCCACUACUGACUAAAGUGACUAAGUGACAAGAGUGACAAGGACUUGAGAGAUGCCCUGUUGCAAGUGUAAUAGAACAGGCUCGUGUAGAGGGUGCGUCUGUGUAAAGGCCAAAAGACCCUGUGCUAACUGUCUGCCAAGCAAGCUUGGCAACUAUUCGAACCCAAGUGCUACUGGGCCAUCUUCUCUAUCGUCCCAGAAUCAACUAUUGCAACCCUUGAGUCAGCUACCUGUAAACUUACCUGCAAACCAACCACCAUAUCAACCACCUCCGAGUCAACCAUCUGUGAGUCAACCUGAUAACCUAAACCUACGGACACAGAAUCAACAAUGGCAACCCGUGAGUCAGCUACCUGUAAACCUAUCUGCAAACCAACCACCAAAUCAAUCACCUCCGAGUCAACCAUCUGUGAGUCAACCCGAAAACCUAACGGCAAACCAACCUAAUCAGCCACCCCAGAGGGAGCAUAGUGAACAAGUCGCCGAUUUGCCAAGCCCCUCCCCAACCAAAACUCCCGUGUUUUCAUGGGGCGUUCAUAGUGCAACAGAUUUCUGUGGCAUUCUAGAGGCCACAUAUACAGAAGUAAUACACUGGAGAAAGAACUCCUUCACAGUGCCUUUUGGAAAAGCCGGGAAAGAAUUCGUUGAUGAGCUGUCUAAUCUCUACGCAGCGUUUGCCUCUGCGUCUGCUCUAGAAUCAGUGGCCCUGAAGGCAGCCACCGUCCUCCCCAUUUUGUCUCUACAGAAACCCCAUAGAGCUUCUAAAAACAAAGAAAACAGUGCUUGCCUGACAAGAAGAUUGAAUACCUGGAAGGAAGGAAACCUAAACGACCUAUUGCUUGAAGGGAGAACGAUCCAAAGACGGUUGCGUGCACCGGUAGUAUCUAAGUACGCUGCAAAUCAAUCCCAGGCACGCCUAUUUGCCAACAAGAUGUUCGCCGGAAAAUGUGGAGCAGCACUGGAUAUACUCGCUGACAAUAGAGAAGGGGGUGUACUACACCUUGCUGACCGUGUGGACCCAAACAACCCUAAUUCUCUCACAGUUAGAGAAGCCCUGGCAAACAAACACCCUAAAGGACAGCCCCCCCAUCCAAACUGCAUCCUUCCUUCGCCACCACAAGAAGUACACCCGGUUGUCUUUGACGCCCUAGACGCCUCCUCCAUUCGCUCAGCUGCACUUCACACAUCUGGCUCUGCAGGACCCUCCGGCCUGGACGCAUACCAAUGGCGGAGGUUAUGUACCUCUUUCAAGAGAGCGUCAGACGAACUCUGUCACCAACUUGCCAUGGUUGCGAGAAGACUCUGUACCUCCUAUGUAGCCCCCCCCCUGAUUGCCCCUUUCCUGGCAUGUCGACUCAUUGCACUCGACAAAAACCCUGGGGUUCGUCCUAUUGGCAUAGGAGACACAGCACGAAGAAUAAUUGCCAAAGCUACCCUGUCCUUAAUUAAAACGACAUCCAAGAAGCGUCAGGCUGCAUCCAACUCUGUGGAGGGCAGUUGUCGGGCAUAGAAGCCGCU
Messenger RNA from Halichondria panicea, 1695 nucleotides. RefSeq lists its product as uncharacterized. NCBI's taxonomy places the organism in Eukaryota, Metazoa, Porifera, Demospongiae, Suberitida, Halichondriidae. The record is from RefSeq and is a predicted model, not a curated record. The coding region runs from base 230 to 1687 and encodes 485 amino acids. The transcript has a single exon.